AGAGCCUUGUACGCAGAGAAGCUCCGCGGGAUUGCCCGGCUUCCCAGCCCCCAUUAACGACCUUUAGAUUGGUGCAGCGGCCGCUGCAGGCUGCUAAGAAAACUGAGAGAGAUCAGAAGCGAGGAGGCCGCCGAUGGGAUGCGUCGCCGGGAAGGGGUGCAAGUUUUGCAUAAGUACAUAAAACAAGGCUGGGGGGUUCUCGGCGGCGCCUUGCUGUCUCCCCUGGCUGCUGGGAAGGCAAAAGGGAGGCUUUGGUCUCCACACUAAUUUUAGAGGCCAAUCCGGAACUUGAUGUCUUCUCAGCCUCUCUGGAGUCCGGGGAUGAGAAGAUUCCCAGUACUCCGUCCCAGAAAUCUGCAGCCAGCCGGACAACCUUGGGUGACCCAGAGCCCUACGAGAGAUCGGGAGUCGAGGAGAAGAGGUCACCUUCCCCUCCAUUAGCCCCGCCUCUCGCCCACCGCGGCUUGUGGAGGACGUCUGCAGGUUGGGGAGGUGAAAAAGGAACUCGUUAAUAAAGCUGACCCUGGGCAAAACAGCAAACUGCAUCGACCUCAGGCUGGGCGGUGGCCAAGGCCCCGCACCCUGGCAGUGGCACUCAGAGGCGCUUUCCACAGAGAUCCCCGCGCCUGGACUUUGCCUGCUGGGGGAACUUUUUUGAACUGCCUCCCAGGCCGGCGCCCAGCGGAGGUGCAGCAGAGGCGCCCCCUCCCCCCGUCCUUGCACGUGACUGCUACAGGCCAGUCAGCGUCCGCGAGCCCAGCGCAGGGGCCAGCGGAACGGCGCUGGGAGCUGACUAGCUGCAAGAGGCACAGUGGCCGCCAGAGACUCCGCCGCCGCCGCUGCAGCUCCGGGGGCGCCCGGGGAGCGCGAGCCCGCUCUCCAGGAAGCUCGAGGCUCGGCAGGACCGUGGCUGCAUCGAGGGGAAAGAGUCCUCCUGGCCUUCGGAGUUGCAGGCAGCGGACUCGCGCUGCGGGUGUUCUGGAGGCGUUGCGCAGCGACCCGCGCGGGACCGAGGCCUCCGGACGUGGCGAGCGGGUGCCCCGAAGGCGGGUGCCCGCACGAGCGCCCAGGCACCACCUGGCGUUUUGUGCCGCCCGUGGGCGCUCCAGACUUCCAGGCCCUGGGGUGGAGAGCCCCUCCUGCACCACCUUCCGGAACCAAAACUCCAGUUUUGACUUUCCUGAGUAAACAAGAGCCCAGAGUUCUUUGCUCGACGCUGGAUUUAAUAUGUCUACAUUUUUGAGGGCCUUGGUUUUUUCCCUUUGACUUUAUCGUUUUCGUGACAGUCCCUCGCACGUACAUUCUUGGUAGUGUGGCGUUCUCUCCCCGCGCCGCUCUUUGACCAGCGAGGGAAGGGCGAACGCCGAGAGCACCGGGGCCAUGUACCCGAGCCUGGCCAUGGCCGCCAACCACGGGCCGCCGCCGGGGGCCUACGAGGCGGGCGGCCCGGGCGCCUUCAUGCACGGCGCGGGCACUGCGUCCUCGCCGGUCUACGUGCCCACGCCGCGGGUGCCGUCCUCGGUGCUGGGCCUGUCCUACCUCCAGGGCGGUGGCGGGGGCGCUGCCACCGGAGCCGCCUCGGGCGGCAGCUCGGGUGCAGCCCCGUCGGGCGCGGCUCCCGGGACACAGCAGGGCAGCCCAGGCUGGAGCCAGGCGGGAGCCGAGGGAGCCGCCUACACCCCACCGCCCGUGUCCCCGCGCUUCUCCUUCCCGGGGACCACAGGGUCCCUGGCGGCGGCCGCCGCCGCCGCCGCCCGGGAAGCCGCGGCCUACAGCAGUGGCGGCGGGGCGGCGGGCGCGGGCCUGGCGGGCCGCGAGCAGUACGGGCGCGCGGGCUUCGCGGGCUCCUACUCCAGCCCCUACCCGGCCUACAUGGCCGACGUGGGCGCGUCCUGGGCCGCGGCCGCCGCGGCCUCCGCCGGCCCCUUCGACAGUCCGGUCCUGCACAGCCUGCCCGGCCGGGCCAACCCCGCCGCCCGACACCCCAAUCUCGUAGAUAUGUUUGACGACUUCUCAGAAGGCAGAGAGUGUGUCAACUGCGGGGCCAUGUCCACCCCGCUCUGGAGGCGGGAUGGCACCGGGCACUACCUGUGUAACGCCUGCGGCCUUUACCACAAGAUGAACGGCAUCAACCGGCCCCUCAUCAAGCCCCAGCGCCGCCUGUCCGCCUCCCGCCGAGUGGGCCUCUCCUGUGCCAACUGCCAGACGACGACCACCACGUUGUGGCGCCGCAACGCCGAGGGUGAGCCGGUGUGCAACGCCUGCGGCCUCUACAUGAAGCUCCACGGGGUCCCCAGGCCUCUUGCGAUGCGGAAAGAGGGGAUUCAAACCAGAAAACGGAAGCCCAAGAACCUGAAUAAAUCUAAGACAGCAGCAGGUCCUGCUGGCGGCGAGAGCCUUCCUCCCACUAGCAGUGCUUCCAGCAGCUCCAGCAGCACCACCACCAGCAGCGACGAGAUGCGCCCCAUCAAGACAGAGCCUGGGCUGUCGUCGCACUACGGGCACAGCAGCUCCAUGUCCCAGACAUUCUCCGUCAGUGCGGUGUCUGGUCACGGACCCUCCAUCCACCCGGUCCUCUCGGCCCUGAAGCUCUCCCCACAAGGCUACGCAUCUCCUGUCAGUCAGUCACCACAGGCCAGCUCCAAGCAGGACUCUUGGAACAGCCUGGUCUUGGCUGACAGUCACGGGGACAUAAUCACUGCGUAAUCUCCCCUCCUACCCUCCUCAAAUUCCUGCACGGACCUGGGACCUGGGAGCCACCCUCUGCCUGGAAGGACUCCAGAGCAACUGGGAAGAAACUUGAAGUCAAUUGGUUCUGAGAAGUGGGAGCUGGAUUCUCUCAGAUGCCUUUUCAAGGUGGGGCCUGGAGAGCCCACACUCUGACAGACGUGCCCACCCUUUGCUGCAAGCACAAGUCUCUUCCAUGGAGCUGGUGACUUCUUUCUCAUUCCCUGUCCCAUCUGGCUGCCCCUGACAGAGACAAGGUGUCCUUCUUCCGUUUCCCACUGCUGUGGCCCAAGGCAGUGGUCUUACCACGGUGUUCCCAGCACUGGGACUCUAGGGAUGGCUGAUGGGGCAGGGCUCUGGGCCCCCACUGCUGCCUGAAGAGGGCAUCUGCUUAUGUGUAUUGAAUGUGACAGGCCCCUUCGGGCAGCCCCUGCCCUUGCCCAACACUCCCAAGGCUCGGCACAUCCCUGCACCCCCAUAGCGGAUCUGACUCCAGCAGCACUGGGUGCCGUGCAGAUGUUACGGAGCGCGUCCCGGAAAUGGAGGAAAGGCCUGCACCCCACACAGUGGGGCCCCAUCAGACAGUAGUCUGGCAGUGCUGCCGCCCCCCAGUCCAUUCCCUGAUGAGGACUCUGCUCCUUCUCUUCUCCCACCAGGGCCUGUGCCAUAAAAAUCCCUUCUGCUGUUCUGAGUGAUCGGCUCUGUCUUCAGCCCAAACAUGCCUCUCCCUCAGCAAAUGGGAGCUCAGUCUUAUAGGCGAAGAGCACCCUUGUUGUGCCCUCCAGCAUCCUCUGUUCACCCGGUCACAUGCAGAGGGACUGAGAAGGGACAGAACCUCCUGCUGCUAAAACCAUCUGCGAACGCUCAUCCUGAGGGCCCCGGGGGCACAUCCUGCUCCAACCCCAGCUGGCUGCUCUCUGAGCCUGCGGACAGUGGCUGAGUCGCCAGCGCCUGGACCUGCACUCUUUCUUUCCCAGGCAGGGUCCCUCUGUCUGGGAGAUGGAAAGCUAGAGAGUUUGCAGGAUCAAAUCAAAGCAAACAGCAAAACUGGCAGAAAGGAGGACGAGGGCUAUGAGAAGACAUGGAGGGAGGACUGGAGGGGACAUGCAGCUCCCAGCUGUUCGGAGUCGCCUCCUCUACACACUGGCUCAGAAAGACUUCCUCCCUGUCCUUGUUAUCAGCAGAGCCGCAGCUGACUGUGGCAUUACUCCAUCCUACCCCAGACUCCCAGCCCCACCCCAGCCUUCCUGGCCGUAGCAGAGUACCUUUGAACCAAGAUUCUGUUUUAAUCAUCAUUUACACUGUUUCCUCCCUGACGGCUGCCCUCCAUUACCUCCCCAACCCACGAACCUGUUAACAUUGUCUUAAGGUGAAAUGGCUGUAAAAUCAGUAUUUAACUAAUAAAUUUAUCUGUAU
Messenger RNA from Sciurus carolinensis (gray squirrel), 4143 nucleotides. It is a transcript of the gene Gata4, whose product is annotated as GATA binding protein 4. Lineage: Eukaryota; Metazoa; Chordata; Mammalia; Rodentia; Sciuridae. Gene Ontology annotation, molecular function: DNA-binding transcription factor activity, RNA polymerase II-specific; RNA polymerase II cis-regulatory region sequence-specific DNA binding; zinc ion binding. The record is from RefSeq and is a predicted model, not a curated record. Gene Ontology annotation, cellular component: nucleus. The coding region runs from base 1381 to 2706 and encodes 441 amino acids. The transcript has 7 exons. Gene Ontology annotation, biological process: cell fate commitment; positive regulation of transcription by RNA polymerase II; negative regulation of transcription by RNA polymerase II.